Astyanax mexicanus (Mexican tetra) is the source of this 1647-nucleotide messenger RNA. RefSeq names its product ubiquitin-conjugating enzyme E2Ia (gene ube2ia). Gene Ontology annotation, cellular component: nucleus. The transcript is spliced from 7 exons. Bases 205 to 678 code for a protein of 157 amino acids. The record is from RefSeq and is a predicted model, not a curated record. Lineage: Eukaryota; Metazoa; Chordata; Actinopteri; Characiformes; Acestrorhamphidae. Gene Ontology annotation, biological process: protein sumoylation. Gene Ontology annotation, molecular function: SUMO conjugating enzyme activity.
GGCGCCUCGGUCGCCCCUCAGCGGUCCUGUGUGUCCAGUGUUUUUACAGGAGGGAAACUUCGCUGUCCGGCUCGUUAUUUAGCAAGAAAUUGUUGAGUUUGGCGUCUGUUAGCCCCCAGAAAAGCCCGGAAUUGGCGAGAAAAGACUCCAGACAUUUUUAUCUGGUCCAGGGUUUGCCUCCAUCAUUUUAAGGAACCUGAAGUCAUGUCUGGUAUAGCGUUAAGUCGUCUCGCACAAGAACGAAAGGCCUGGCGGAAAGACCAUCCUUUUGGUUUUGUAGCCGUGCCGACCAAAAACCCGGAUGGAACAAUGAACCUGAUGAAUUGGGAGUGUGCCAUCCCUGGAAAAAAGGGGACGCCCUGGGAGGGAGGCUUGUUUAAACUGCGAAUGCUCUUUAAGGACGAUUAUCCUUCCUCCCCGCCAAAGUGUAAAUUUGAGCCUCCCCUGUUCCAUCCCAACGUAUAUCCAUCUGGCACCGUGUGCCUAUCGAUUUUAGAGGAAGACAAAGACUGGAGGCCGGCUAUCACGAUCAAGCAAAUCUUGCUAGGAAUCCAAGAACUCCUAAACGAGCCAAAUAUUCAGGACCCCGCACAAGCUGAGGCAUAUACAAUUUACUGCCAAAACAGAGUGGAAUACGAAAAAAGGGUCCGAGCACAAGCCAAAAAGUUUUCUCCGUAAGCCUCCAGAUUUUGUCGCGAUGGAAAGAUUGAGUUUUGAAAAGGUCCCUGCAGCCCCCCUCGGCUCCCCCUCUUAACCCCGAUUUCAUUUCACACUAAUUUCCACCUGAGUUUAAAGAAAACUGAAUGUGUUGUGCCAUCGUCUGUCCAGUGACACUCAUCUAACGAAGCUCUCUGGCUCUUAAUUUGGCUUUUUAUUUUAUUUGUGAAAGAGGCAGGAGUGUCACAGAUGCCCCCUAUUGAAGCUAAUUUGCAGCACAGGCGCUCGUACCGGGAGCGCCCGACUCCAAUUUUAAGGAGUCACAAGUCUGCAUGGUUCUGUGUCUUCCCUUCUCCAGCCUGCCGGAUUCAUGAGGGGCUUGAUAAUUAGCUGAUGAAAUGAAUUCGGCAUGUUGAAGCUGGGAAAACCACAUACUGCGGCUUCUCCGUUUCGCUCUGGAGUUACAGAUCGACUCGAAAAUAAUACGUAUGCGUAGAAGUUAUAUACCGCACAACAAAGAAGACGGUAUGAGCAUUUAACUCCUUUCUUUUCCUUCCUUUUCCUCUUCUUUCCUUUCAUUUUCCUUGCUUUCAGUUUCAUCCGUUCAGACCGGCCUCCUCCUUUAGACUCUUCCAUGGUUUUAAUGAUGUUUAAUGACUCGCUAUUACUUAAAUGUCAGUAUUUCAACUGCUGUAAAAUGAUACUUUUAUACUUUCUUGAUUUUGAAUUAGUGUCUAUCUAUAGAACUUUCCAUUCCUGGUGCAGGCAGUGUAGACAGCAUGUUGUAAUAUAAAGUAUGAUAGCAUUGUGCUGCCUUGGCCAACUAAAUAUGUUCUGCGAAGAAGAAGAAGAAGAAAAAAAAAAAAGAAGAAAAAAGGCCUCUGAAUCAAAACCGGAAGGCGGGUUAGUGUCGCUGCAUCAAUCUGUGUUUAUAUGGUGUUUUUGUUCAUGUAAGUGUUUAGAGUAAAUAAAAAUGUUUAUACAAAGCCA